This is a messenger RNA of Talaromyces amestolkiae, 2622 nucleotides long. RefSeq lists its product as uncharacterized. Gene Ontology annotation, biological process: protein phosphorylation. Gene Ontology annotation, molecular function: protein kinase activity; protein binding; ATP binding. The coding region runs from base 1 to 2622 and encodes 873 amino acids. Lineage: Eukaryota; Fungi; Ascomycota; Eurotiomycetes; Eurotiales; Trichocomaceae. The transcript is spliced from 4 exons. The record is from RefSeq and is a predicted model, not a curated record.
AUGACAAGCGAUGGAAUGUUCACUUCUCCCACCGAAUCGGAAUUUUCGGUCAAUAAUGAUGGAUUGGAUUCAGUCCGGUCGUGGGACGAGAAAAAGGUUGCCGAUUGGCUCCAUAGUAUAAGAUGCGGACAAUACGAGCCUCUAUUUAAAGCGAACAAUUUUAAUGGAGACAACCUGCUCGAGUGCGAUCAGAAGAUCCUUCAAGAGAUUGGAAUAAAAAAGAUCGGCGACAGGGUCCGCAUUUUCGUCGCCAUCAAACAACUCCGGAAUAAAGCUCUCAUCAAUCGCAAAAAGAACAAUAUGGACCCCCUUGCGGCCCUCGAAGCUACGACAUAUGCACCUUUAUCAAACGACGUAUACUCAUCUUCCACUUCUCGCAAUCCGCUAACGUCGAAGUGGUCUCGUCAAUUCGAUGCUAUUGGCGGCCGAUCGAAUUCACGGCCCUCGUCGCCUAUGACCAUGGAUGAUAGAACACGAGCAUUUCGAUACGCUGGUAGUCCGGUAGAUGGCCCUCGACGAGAUGGUAUGCCUGGUUAUUUAAGUCAUCCAUCUUCUGCCGGAUCAGGCUCUGGACGGCACCCGAUCACACCGGGGGAUAGUUCGCAGAUUUCGCAUCUAAGACAAAACCCCAGCAUCGACGGUUAUACCAUAGGCUCUCUUCCAGCGAACUCUCAUGUCAUCCGAAUCAUCUAUACUGGCGGACAGACAAAGGCUAUGAACGUGAAAGGUUGCAAAAACGCGGAAGAAAUCAUGCUUUAUGUGCUCAGGAAACUACAACUCCCAGAAUAUCAACACCGGAGCUAUUGCUUCUACGUAUUGGAUGGAUUAGAACCUGACCCAGCGAACUGCCGACGGGUGACGGACUCUGAAUUGGUGAGAAUCUGCGAAGGUUCUCAAAAAUCUGAACGUGGCCGCCUCAUCUUGAGGAAGAUCCAUGCGGGAGAGCCCGAUGCUGAUGAAUUACGCCGUGCCGCUCAGUUGGCUCUCGACGAAAGUCAGGCUACUCAUCUGAAUGCUUUGAGCAGCUCCAACGCCCGGAAUCAGCUCAAGAUUCAGCAACUGACAGGAGAACCGUGGCAUCAUAUCAAACAACCUAUCUCUCCGUUGACCUCUGAAAGGUCGAGACAUCUAGCAAAUGAUGAGCACGAAGCUUCUCCAACUUCAUCAGUCAUGGAGCGCCCAUCAGCUUCUAAAUUACGAUCAUUCUUCGGAGCUCGACCUCCUAGCGAAAUGAUCAUUCAUGAACUGACAUCUUAUUUCCCAAGUCAUCAACCGCAAGAUAUUGAGAAGACGAUGCGUCUUUCCGUUCGAAGAUCUCAGCGACUCAGUCGCGCCGCGAGUCGGCUGAGUGUGGUCAGUAACAUCAGCUUUGCUUCAAGUAUGAAGGAUGCGCCUCCCAUCCCUAGCAUCGCCGACACUUGGCUUGCAGGAGGCCAAUUGGCUCGUCCAUCCCSGCCUUUGUCAGUUGCAAGGUCACAUCUUCCUCAGGUCUCAUACCGGGACUCGAUUGCUUCGAGUUCUCUACAGCCUCUCCAGGAGGAGUCUCCUAUAGAACCAGAUCGCAAGUCAUAUGUAUCAUUCGGAAGUGGAUCCGACCCUGUGUCGGGUGAUGCAAGCUCAACUCAAAGGAGUUUCCUCGACGAGACGCUGAGCGUCGCAGCCACUGAUGGCGGUGGCUCUUUGAACGAACGAUUGAGCAUGAUUGUGGCGGAGGACGGAGAAGAAGAGGACACCGGUCUUGCCGACUUCUUGAACGGAGAUAAUUUCGCUGCUAAGAACUGGAUGAAAGGUUCCCUCAUUGGUGAAGGUUCUUUCGGAAGCGUCUUCCUCGCACUUCACUCGAUUACUGGAGAGCUCAUGGCUGUGAAACAAGUCGAGCUGCCGUCUGCUACAAAGGGUACUGAGUUUGAUAAGAGGAAAAACACUAUGGUCACGGCUCUGAAACAUGAGAUUGAACUCUUGCAAGGGCUGCACCAUCCUAACAUUGUCCAAUAUCUCGGAACCUCUGCAGACGACCACAACCUAAACAUUUUCUUGGAAUACGUUCCCGGUGGUUCCAUCGCGGAAAUGCUCAAACAAUACAAUACCUUCCAAGAGCCGCUUAUCAAAAACUUUGUCCGCCAAAUCCUUGCCGGAUUAUCCUACCUCCACAGCCGAGACAUCAUCCACCGUGACAUCAAGGGCGCCAACAUCCUCGUCGACAACAAAGGCGGCAUCAAAAUCUCCGAUUUCGGCAUUUCAAAACGUGUCGAAGCAUCCGCCAUGCUGGGCUCGAGCGCAGUCAGCGGAAGAGGCCACCUACACCGCCCUUCCCUUCAAGGUAGUGUCUACUGGAUGGCUCCUGAAGUCGUGCGCCAAACGGCGCAUACCAAGAAGGCCGAUAUCUGGAGUCUGGGCUGUCUUGUCGUUGAAAUGUUUAUUGGUUCUCACCCAUUCCCCGAUUGUAGUCAGUUACAAGCCAUCUUUAGGAUUGGUAAUAACCAAGCGCGACCCCCUGCACCUGAGCAUGCUAGUGACGAAGCUCGUGCGUUUUUGGAUGUGACCUUUGAGAUCAAUCAUGAGAAAAGGCCUAAUGCGGAUGAGUUGUUGGAGUGUGAGUUUUUGGCUGUUACUGUUGGUUAG